This is a messenger RNA of Psylliodes chrysocephalus, 1899 nucleotides long. The record is from the annotation of a GenBank genome assembly. Lineage: Eukaryota; Metazoa; Arthropoda; Insecta; Coleoptera; Chrysomelidae.
AUUUGAAAUGUCAUAACAUAACCCCACAUAAAUGUGUAUGAUGAAGUAUUUUGUCAUUGAACACCGUUAUGUUUUUUGGGUUUAGUAAAUUACUAAAAAUUUCAUAUACCUUACAAUUAAGAAAAUAUAUUCAUAAAUACCUUUUUAAUAUGGAAACAGCCUAUAUACGACAUUUAGAUAAUGGGGAUCAAUUUGAGAUGGCUUUUAAGUAUUCUAAUGAUGAUCUUCGAAUAAAUAGACAAUUCAAUUUUAACAGAAGGCUUUCAGAAAGUAUAGAGAGCUUUACUAAUAGGGUUGCACAGAACGUUGAGAAGACUUUAAACAAGAAAAAUAAAAAACGGAAGAAAGAAGAUACCACUGAUGUAGGCACUAAAAUAUGUGUAAUGCUGUUACUUAACAAUGUUGAAGUUAAAAAAGAUGUAGAAUGUAAAGAAGUGCUCCAGCCUGGUAAUGACAUUACAUUGAAAGUUAUGGAUAAACAAUUUAAAGUAAUUGUUAACUCACCGUGGAUUGUUAAUUUUGCUCUGCCAGUUUCAAUUCUUGCAGGUUUUCCUACAUAUCCUGCCAAGUUUGAAACUGUGUAUACUGAUAAAAACAUAUCUAAAUUUAUAUGGUCAAAAUCAAUAGAUGAAAAAAAUUGGUUAAUUAUUGGGCAUGAUUUUAUGUAUACUCCCUCUAAUGACGACAUUAAUAACUACUUAAAAUUAUCCUGUAUACCAAAAAAUGAACAAUUUGAAGGACCAACUGUUGAAUGUUUAUCAGUUUGUCGUGUCGAGGCAAGCCCUGGUCAGUGUCCUUUUGAAACACGACAUCUCUUUACAGAAUUAAGGACUACAGAAAACGAAUUAAGAGUUGUAACAUAUAACAUAUUGGCUGAUUUAUAUUGUAACUCAGAUUAUGCUAGAACAGUGUUACAUCCUUAUUGCCCUCCCUAUGCUUUGGAAAUUGAUUAUCGAAAACAGCUAAUCAUAAAAGAAAUUCUAGGUUAUAAUUCUGAUAUCAUUUGUCUUCAAGAAGUAGACAAAAAAGUAUUUAAAUAUGACUUAGAACCAGUACUAGGCCAUUUGGGUUAUGGCAGUAAUUUUUAUACGAAAGGAAAUGAAGUAGCUGAAGGUUUGGCUAUGUUUUAUUACAAAAAACAUUUUAACUUAUUAGAAUCCCACAGAUUAGUCUUUUCAGAACACAUAGCUACCGACGCUAUAUUUGCUGAUAUAUGGAUGAAAAUAUCUAAAAAUGAAAAUCUCGCGAAAAGGAUUUUAGAUAGAUCUACCACUCUUCAAAUUAACGUAUUAGAAUUAUUGAAUCGUGAUGAAAUAUUAGUUGUAGCUAAUACUCAUUUAUAUUUUCAUCCAGAUGCUGAUCAUAUUAGAUUAAUACAUGGUGGUCUUGCUAUCAGAUAUUUGGAGCACUUUAUUGACAUGUUGAAAACAAAGACGUCAAAGAGGGUUUCUUUAAUUUUUUGUGGCGACUUUAAUAGCGUGCCAAGCUGUGGAAUAUACAAAUUAUAUACAGAAGGAGAGGUACCAAAAGAUUUUGUUGACUAUCAAAGCAAUACAGACGAAAUCGUGCAAGAUUUAGAACUAAAACAAGAGUUUAAACUAGCUAGUGCUUGCGGAACUCCCAAGUACACAAACUACACUGUUGGAUUUGCAGACUGUUUGGAUUAUAUUUAUUACCAAAAGGACCAUUUCGAGGUGUCCCAAAUAGUACCAUUACCAACUCAUGAAGAAGUUAUUGCUAAUACUGCAUUACCUAGUGUAGUUUUUCCUUCCGAUCAUAUAGCUUUAGUUUCAGACUUAAAAUGGUUAUGAUAUUAAGUUUCAGUAAACAUUUUAUAUAUAGAAACGUUAUUAUUAUUAUUAAUAAUAUAUAGAGUAAAUAAAUAUACGAUAUAUUUAA